Messenger RNA from Schistosoma spindalis, 2187 nucleotides. Lineage: Eukaryota; Metazoa; Platyhelminthes; Trematoda; Strigeidida; Schistosomatidae. The record is from the annotation of a GenBank genome assembly.
AUGGAAAUGAAUGGAGGGACAAUAAAAGACGAAAGUUUAUACAGUCUUCUCGCAUUUAACAGUUCUUCAUUUGGAAUAGAAAGCAAUAACCGUAAUGUGAAGUCACUACUAAAUAUUGCUCAACUGCAUGAAGAUGAACAGAACAAAUUUCGAAGCGAAAAAUCAGCGAUUAUAACAGAUAACAUUUCACUCCACUUGAGUAACUUUUCAUUAGGAAAGAACAAACUACAAAUUAGUAAGCCUGGGAACCCAUCAAGCAGAUCAAGGACCAAGGAAAAUACUAGUCUAUCGACAUAUAAUUUCUCAAAACUUGAAACUCAGAUCAAAUCACCAAAAACUCAAAAUCGGGCUGCAGCAUGUGGAGGUGUGGAUCUUAAUCAAUUUCCGGUAAAUACAAUACCCAAAAUCUAUGUAAACGAACCACCUUAUCUUCCGAUUUCAUUACAUGAGUCAAUUAGUACUUCGUGUGUAAAGCCAUCAUCAAAUAAAACGAUAAAAACAUGUCUCACUCCGGAAAUGGCAAUAAAGUUGUAUUUUCAUAAACUUAGCGCGUACGAACACCAUGAAAUAUUGAACUAUCCUCAUGUAUACUUUGUAGGACAUAAUGCAAAGAAAAGAAACGGAAUUUUAGGGACAGGAAAUAAUUGUGGUUAUGACGAUGAUCAGGGAUCCUACAUACAUACCGCACACGAUCAUGUUGCCUAUCGUUAUGAGAUUUUAAAAAUACUCGGGAAAGGUAGUUUUGGACAGGUUGUCAAAGCUUACGAUCAUAAAGAUGGUGUUUAUGUCGCGCUAAAAAUGGUGAGAAAUGAAAAGCGUUUUGCAAAUCAAGCAACUGAAGAAAUCCGAAUUCUCGAACAACUGAAGAAACAGGAUGUAGACAAUACACGUAAUGUCGUGCAUAUUUCCGAACACUUUACUUUUCGUGGUCAUGUUUGUAUAACAUUUGAACUGCUAAGCAUAAAUCUAUAUGAACUUAUCAAACGAAGUAAAUUUCAAGGGUUUCCUCUUCAGUUAGUCAGAAAAUUCGCUCAUUCAAUUUUAGUGUGUCUGGAUAUGUUGCAUAGAAAUAAAAUCAUUCAUUGUGAUCUAAAACCAGAAAACAUCUUGCUUAAACAACAGGGUAGGAGUGGGAUUAAAGUAAUUGAUUUCGGUUCAAGCUGUUAUGAAAGUCAACGUCUAUACACUUAUAUACAAUCAAGAUUUUACAGAGCUCCGGAAGUGAUUCUCGGGUGCAAGUAUGGUCUACCGAUUGACAUGUGGAGUUUUGGAUGUAUAUUAGCGGAGUUACUUACAGGUGCUCCUAUAUUUCCAGGGGAAGAUGAAGGAGACCAACUUGCUUGUAUAAUAGAAUUGCUUGGGAUGCCGCCCCAAAAACUACUGGAUCAAUGCAGAAGAGUGAGAAAUUUUUUCUCAGCGACUUAUGGAUACCCAAGAUACUGCAUGACUAUGGAUGCAAAUGGCUGUGUCGUACUUCGCAGUAGUAAUACCAAAAGGGGUAAAAUUAGAGGUACUCCUGGAAGUCGGUCAAUAGUCACAGCCCUUAAAGGUUGUGAAGAUACAGUUUUCCUUGAUUUUAUUAAAAAGUGUUUACAAUGGACACCAGAGGAGCGCAUGACUCCACGAGAGGCUUUUAAACAUGAAUGGCUUCGCAGGAAACUGCCGAAAUCCCCUGGAUUCAGGAACAUGUCUUCAAGUGUAUCAAACCCCAACACAAUGAACAGAGUCACUCAUACUAUACAAUUACCACCUAAUAUUUCUACAACUACUAAUACUGGAUCCAAUACAACCACAAUUACAGUUAACACAUCUGCAAGUUUAAAAUCCUUUGGGAAAGUUCAAAGUAGUGUUACAAAGCCCGAACGUGUUAGUAAGUUAAAUGGUGAAGUGUGUGUACAUCAAGUGGAAAAUAGUUCUGUUCAUGCAGCUGUUUAUAAUUCAUGUGAUUCUACGAAUGCCCCUUGCUCUAUCACAAGCACGACUUUAGCUAGAAGUGAACCGAGAUCUAUUACAUCAGUUAAUAAAUCUGCAAGUCAAAUGUACACUAACUGUGAAAUUAACCCAGAAAAUAAAACAUCAAUGACGGUUACGACUGAAUCAUUUCAAGAUGUAGGUGAAAGAAGACUUAUGAGAGAGAACACAUUACGUACCGAUAACAUAAGACAAUCUGAACAUAAAGAACGAUAG